Messenger RNA from Pocillopora damicornis (cauliflower coral), 1416 nucleotides. Its product is annotated as ketohexokinase. Gene Ontology annotation, molecular function: ketohexokinase activity. The record is from RefSeq and is a predicted model, not a curated record. NCBI's taxonomy places the organism in Eukaryota, Metazoa, Cnidaria, Anthozoa, Scleractinia, Pocilloporidae. Gene Ontology annotation, biological process: fructose metabolic process.
AUGGCUGCCGAGGUAAAGACAGAAUCUUUUUGUGGACGUAUUUUAUGUGUCGGUCUUGCCGCUCUUGAUAUUGUGAACACGUGUGAACGGUAUCCAAAUGAGGAUGAAGACUACAGGGCAAUAUCACAAAUAUGGCAAACUGGCGGUAACGCAUGUAACACCUCAACUGUGCUGGGAGAACUGGGAAUUGAUUGCGAACUGUUUGGGACCAUGUCGUGUGGACCACAGACUGAUUUUCUUUGUAAACAGAUCAGAGAGCGAAAAAUACGCUAUGAAAACUGCGUUUUCCACAAAAAUUGUGGAACGCCAACAUCUUCUGUCGUGUUGAGCCUGAACAGUGGUAGUAGAACCAUUGUGCACUCCAGAAACAAUCUCCCGGAACUUGAAGUUGCAGAUUUUGUGAAACUUAACUUGACAAACUACAGGUGGAUUCACUUCGAAGGAAGGAAAAACGAGGAAGCUAUUGUGCAAAUGAUUGAUAAGAUCGAGGAAUUUAAUGCGACUCAGUCAUGCAACGAAAAGAUUUCUGUAUCUUUGGAAUUGGAGAAACCUAGAGAAUCUCAUCUUCUUUUACUUAACAAAGCCGAUGUAGUAUUCAUAAGCAAAGAGUUUGCUCGAUUUCGCGGUUUCUCUUCGUCUGCUGAAGCAGUCAAAUCCAUUUACAACAAAGUCAAAUCUGGUGCCGUGUUGAUUUGUGCAUGGGGAGAGGGAGGUGCGGAUGGAAUUGGUCCUGAUGGUGAAAUAAAACACAGUAAUGCCUACCCCCCAAAAGUAAUAAUUGAUACUCUGGGAGCAGGGGACACAUUCAAUGCUGGAGUCAUUUGUGGUUUGCAUGGAGGAUUGACUCUUCAAGACACAUUAGAUUUUGCUUGUUUCCUGGCAGGUGUUAAAUGUGGUAUCCAAGGAUACGAUGGCUUGGCUAAAGCUGUGGCGAGCCAUCAUUGUUGGGAGACUUACAUGAAGGGAUUAGUGAGCAAUAACCUAAGGUAACAAUGGUGGAACACAUUUGAGACAGAAGGAAGUUGUGAUAGGUACAAUAAUGUGUAAGGUACUAUUUAGCCUGGAAAGCAGUCUCCUUUUUCUCAAGUGCCAAGUGGGAGUAGUGCAAGGUGUGAGCUUAGCAAGAGUUAUGUAAAGGCAGAGGGAAAAAGGGAGCAAAUUUCAUAAGAAGCAGGUGAAUGAGAAAUGAAGGAAAGGAAAAGCUUGUUGAGGAGAACCAGAGAACUUGGAGAAAAAGACUUGAAGCAAGGACCAGAACCAACCACAAAACUCUGAAUCCAUGUUUAGUACCAAGUUUAAGAACUGCACCUGGUUACACAGAGCCCACACAGCCUGUUCUUGAACUUGAGACUCAGGUGAUGACAGUAGCCUGACAAAUCUGGGUACAGCACCUUCAGAUGAGAAAAAAAAAUUAAG